CGGCGCGGUGACGUCAGCGGGGCGGCGCGGCGCGCGGCGGCGGCGGCCGCACCCCCCGGCAAGAUGGCGUCGCUGCUGCAGUCGGAGCGGGUGCUGUACCUGGUGCGCGGCGAGAAGGAGCUGCGGGCGCCGCUGCCGCAGCUGUACUUCUGCCGUUACUGCAGCGAGCUCCGCUCCCUCGAGUGCGUCUCGCACGAGGUGGACUCGCACUACUGCCCCAGCUGCCUGGAGAACAUGCCCUCGGCCGAAGCCAAGCUGAAAAAGAAUAGGUGCGCCAACUGCUUUGACUGCCCCUGCUGCAUGCACACCCUUUCUACCCGGGCCACCAGUAUUCCUGCUCCGCUCCCCGAUGACCCAGCCAAAACUACAAUGAAGAAAGCGUAUUACCUGGCCUGUGGGUUUUGCCGCUGGACUUCCCGGGAUGUGGGCAUGGCAGAUAAGUCUGUUGCGAGUGGUGGCUGGCAGGAGCCGGAGAACCCCCACACGCAGAGGAUUAACAAGCUGGUGGAGUACUACCAGCAGCUGGCUCAGAAAGAGAAGAUCGAGCGGGACCGCAAGAAGCUGGUGCGACGCCGAAACUACAUGCCGCUGGCCUUCUCGCAACACACUAUACACGUAGUGGACAAAUACGGCCUGGGAACCAGGCUUCAACGCCAGAGGCCCGGCGCUCCGAUCAGUGCUCUCGCUGGACUCUCUCUGAAAGAAGGGGAAGACCAAAAGGAGAUCAAGAUUGAGCCAGCUGAUGCAGUGGAAGAAGUGGAACCUCUUCCUGAGGAUUACUACACCAGACCAAUCAACCUGACAGAGGUGACGACUCUGCAUCAGCGUUUGCUGCAGCCCGAUUUCCAGCCGAUCUGCGCCUCGCAGCUCUACCCGCGUCACAAGCAUCUCCUGAUCAAACGCUCGCUGCGCUGUCGGAAAUGUGAGCAUAACCUGAGCAAACCAGAAUUCAAUCCAACAUCUAUCAAAUUCAAGAUCCAGCUGGUUGCCGUUAACUAUAUCCCUGAAGUGAGGAUCAUGUCCAUUCCCAACCUGCGCUACAUGAAGGAAAGCCAAGUGCUUCUAACUUUGACCAAUCCGGUGGAGAACAUCACGCACGUCACGCUGCUGGAGUGUGAGGAGGGAGACCCUGACAACAUCAACAGCACUGCCAAGGUGGCAGUUCCUCCCAAGGAGCUUAUUCUGGCCGGCAAAGACGCUGCAGCAGAGUAUGAUGAGCUGGCAGAGCCUCAGGACUUCCAGGAUGACCCUGACGUUAUUGCCUUCAGAAAAGCCAACAAGGUAGGAGUUUUCAUCAAGGUCACCCCACAGAAAGAGGAGGGCGAAGUGACCGUGAGCUUUAAGAUGAAGCACGAGUUCAAAAACCUUGCUGCUCCGAUCCGGCCCAGCGAGGAAGGCGAUCAGAUCUCCGAGGUCAUCUGGCUCACCCAUCACGUCGAGCUCAGCCUCGGCCCGGUGCUCCCGUAAAAGCUCCCGGCUCGCGUCCCAGGGGCUGGCCGCAGGACGGACUGUCAGGGAACGAGUGCACCCUGGUGAAACCUUCUGUCAGCGCUCCUUUGCGGUGUGCGGGUGUGCGCCACGCGCCCCAGCCGGGCCGCGAGGAGGAGGCUGCGGGGUGGGGGUGCUGUGCUUCGGGAUGAUUUGUUCUCUUCUUUUCGUAGUGCCCACUAACGCUCUGCUUCCCUCCGCUGCCACAGGCUAGUGUAACUUGCAGCACGUGUUUCAGCGCACAGAAAGAGCUAGCUUUCUCCAGAUUUGCACUACUCCUGGCUGAAUUUGGCUUUGUCAACAGAAAAAAGAACCCAUAUUGUUUCUUCUUC
This is a messenger RNA of Oxyura jamaicensis (ruddy duck), 1820 nucleotides long. RefSeq names its product dynactin subunit 4 (gene DCTN4). Lineage: Eukaryota; Metazoa; Chordata; Aves; Anseriformes; Anatidae. The transcript has 14 exons. Gene Ontology annotation, cellular component: dynactin complex. The record is from RefSeq and is a predicted model, not a curated record. The coding region runs from base 64 to 1467 and encodes 467 amino acids.